Oncorhynchus masou masou (cherry salmon) is the source of this 1765-nucleotide messenger RNA. Its product is annotated as ataxin-7-like protein 3. The coding region runs from base 191 to 796 and encodes 201 amino acids. Gene Ontology annotation, molecular function: transcription coactivator activity. Gene Ontology annotation, biological process: regulation of transcription by RNA polymerase II; positive regulation of DNA-templated transcription. The transcript is spliced from 8 exons. The record is from RefSeq and is a predicted model, not a curated record. Lineage: Eukaryota; Metazoa; Chordata; Actinopteri; Salmoniformes; Salmonidae. Gene Ontology annotation, cellular component: DUBm complex; SAGA complex.
CAAUAGCCGGCUGGGUUCACUGAAGACAGCAAUGCUGCUCGUGGUUUGCGUUCUCUUGUGUAGCGAUCGAUUGCUACUGCCUGAGUCGUCUGAUGUAAAGAUGGAUGCCUUCCGAUAUAGCCCCGUCUUGGCCAAUGCAUGCUGCUUUACAGCAUGAACACAGAAGUGUGGGCUCUUCUAAUUCUGGCAAAUGAAAAUGGAUGAGAUUUCGAUGUCCAGCCUGGACAACAGCAAGCUGGAGGGUGUAGCUCAGGACAUCCUUUCUGACCUGGUGGAGGAUGCUUGUCUGGGCCUGUGCUUUGAGGUCCACCGGGCCGUCAAGCAGGGCUACUUUUUCCUGGAAGACACGGACCAAGAAACCAUGCGGGACUUUGAAAUUGUGGACCAGCCAGGAGUGGAUGUGUUCGGGCAGGUGUACAACCAGUGGAAGAACAAGGAGUGUGUCUGUCCCAACUGCAGCCGGAGCAUCGCUGCGUCACGCUUUGCCCCGCACUUGGAGAAAUGCCUGGGCAUGGGGCGCAACAGCAGCCGCAUCGCCAACCGCAGAAUAGUCACCGGCAACAACACUAACAAUAAAUCAGAGAGCGACCAGGAGGAUAAUGAUGACGUCAAUGAUAACGACUGGUCCUACGGGGCGGAAAAGAAAGCGAAGAAGAGAAAAUCAGAUAAGAAUCCAAACUCACCCAGGAGAUCCAAAUCAUUUAAACAUAAGAGUGGUAUGAUGGGCGCCAGACGGCGUAUGGACAACCAGGAGAGCCCACGCAUGCUGAUGAAAGACGAGGCCUUCCCUCAGUGACAGACACACAGGAAGACCAUUCAGAGUCCACCCUGGCUCCUUUUGUUUUUCAAUGGACCAUGACAGAUGUGUAGUAGACUAUUGCUAAAUGGGUCGUGUUCAUUAAGCACCACACUGAACAAAACUGACUGAUACAUGGAGGUAGUGACUGAACUUCUCCAAUAAGAAAUGCUUGUUUGUUUCUCCAUUGUGAAAUGUUUUAAAAUGUUUUGUUACUGUGUGCCCUAAUGAACACAACACUGCUGAAGCAGUCCAGAGACCCCCUGCACUAUGUCUCUUCCUUUUUUCCCCUCCACCGAAUCGUUGCACCAAUAAUCAUUAUUUUAUAUCAUACAUUAUUUUAUCAAUAGGUAGCUCUUGGCUGGCCUCUUUACGAAAUAUUGUGUUAAAAUCUGUCAAUGCACAGAUAAGGAGUGAGGUCGUACAGUGGCUAGGUAGAGGCAGUCGAGGUCAGAGCAAUGGAUACUAAGGACAAUUUGAUUAUGCACUGACUUUUUGAUGAUAUUAUCAGUCAAGAAGUCUUUUCAACUAUCAUUUUUUUGACAAGAACAUAAUUAUGGACAAAUGGACAGUUAAAAUCAGAAGUCGCACAACUUACAGGCAAUAAUAAUUAGUGGUUUGUCAUUUUAUUACUCCAUAUUCACAGUGUCAACAUCAUGAUUCUCCUACUGAUGAGUAUGCUGAAAGGACUCCCGUCACUUGUCAUAUACCUGUGGAAAUAGGUUUUGAAAUAAACUGCGAACUCCUUGCAGUAGAACAUGGGUUAAUCUUUUCAUUGUUUCAUUGUAGAUGAGUAGUUAGUUAGGCUUGUUUUCUAGCAUUCAAAACAUUCUUUAUUAUUUGUUUACAUUGUAAAGGGUUAUAUGUGUCCUCAGUGUUGUGAUAGUGUAAAUAUUUAAAUAGUUGAAAUGCUGCUAUCAUGGCUUUGUAUUUGUUCAUCUGUCAAGUAAUAAACGAUUGUCAUCUGUC